UGGACCCAGCUGCGGCCCCGGCGGAGGCUCCCAGUGACCGAGCAGGCUCCGAGCCUCUCGCAUGCUCCGUCCCCCGCGUUGUACUGCGGCUGAGCCGGGGCGAGCGUGGCGUUUGCACUCUCCUUUGGCUCUUGUCCUUUCGGUUUUAGAUCUCGGCUUUGUAAGUUGAUUAUUCACGAUAUCCAAAGAUGAAGAGGAAAGUUACAACAGCUGGGAAAUUGAGGCAUAGUCCUAAUGAAGAAGCCAUGCUUCUGAAAGAAGAAUAUGAAAGAAGAAGAAAACUGAGGCUACAACAAGUUAGAGAGCAGCAGAAGUAUAUUGCCUUGCAGAUAAGGCAGAAGGUAAAGCAGAGGAGAGAAGAACAAUUGCAUCAGUUAGAGGAGGCACUGAGAGCUCAAUGGCAGAAAGCACAGGAUCAAAAGAUGAAAGCCCUGGAAGAACUGUAUUUAUCAAACUUAAGAGCAAUUGGUGAGGGUCACCGACAGGCCAAGGAGAAUGAACCUGACUUAGAAGCUCUGGCAAAGCAAGCAGAAGAAAGGAAACAAAGAGCAGAGACGAGACAUAGAAAAGCUCUGAAAGAGCAGAAGUACCAGAAAGAAAAAGUUCUUCAUGAGCAAGCCCGACGAACAGAUGCGCGUAAACAUGCUCUGGAAGUGGAAAGGCAAAGAGCAGCGAAAGUUGCAAGCCUACCACCCCCUCCACCACGUCCUUUUGAGACAGUGAAAAAGAUUCCUCUGGUGAAGCCCUAUGGUUCUGGCAACUUUUCUGUUACACGUUACCAUAUUUCUGGAGCUUAUGUGGACAGAGAAGUGGACGAAGAGCAGCCAGAUGCUCAUUUAGCUGCUGAAGAAGAAGGGAAACGUUUGGAGGAACUACAUAGGGAAGCAGAGAGGGAGAGAAGAGAGCAGCUUGAAAAGGCACAUCUCAGAGGAAGUCAUGCCUUGAAGAAGGUCCACUUGGCCAAGGACAGGGAAAGGCUACUGGAAGAACUGGAGCAAAUGCAGAGUAUGGAUCGGAUGCGCAGAAGGCAGGUUGUUGCACAGAUGCCACCUCAGCUUUUAGUGCCAGCAUACAAACGCCUGGAAGUAAAAGCAGAAUGGCAGAGAGAACUGGAGUCUGCAUUUGAAGAAAUGUACAGUGAAGACAGGAACAUGAAAGGAGACCUGAUUUUGCAUUUUGAGCCGCAACCUUUGCCAGCCCCUUCUGACAGAGUUCAAGAUAAUGAUCUUGAUAUCUCUUUGGAGCAAGAAUCUGCUUGUCACAGUCAACCAGAGCCUGCUUGUGAUAUUCAACUAGAAUCAGAACAUGUAAUAGAAGAGGAGGUCCCUAGUGAAUCAGAAAAUCAAGAAGAGGCAAAAACUUGCCAACCUUGGUCAAAACGUGCUUUAAAGAAAUUGCUGAAAAAGAUUAGAAGCCAAAAAGAAGAGUGGACAUCAAAAUGUGAGAAAGAGAGUCAGAGUGAAUUUGAGACUAUUGAAUCAGGCACAAUUGCUAGCGAAGAGAGACCAUUAUGUGAUUUAGAACUUGACAGUGAGCAGCAGAAAAACACAGUAUGUAAAGCCAAAGACUCUACGUUGGAAAAUAUAGUUGCAGAUGAAAAUUCGGUUCUAACCCAUCCUCAAGAACAAGCAGCUAAAAUCAGAAUGGAAGAGGCAGCUAAAAUUAGGAUGGAAGAGGAGAGACAGAAGUGGCAUGAGAAAAUAGAGCAACAGAAACAGGAGCAGCUGGCCUUGCUUAAACAAAUCGAAGAAGAGAAAGCACGCCUGGAGGCUGAUUUUCUGAAGAUCCAAAUGCAAUCCUGCUUGGAGGAGGCUAGGAAAAAAAAAGAAGAGGAAGAGCAAGGUCAGCUGGUACAAAGCCACAGUCUUCCUUCUACAGAUCAGCAAAACCAAGUGGAGCAUAAGACUGGAAAUACUACUGUAUCAGAAAUUAGGAGUCCUAGAGAAGACAGCCGUUUACAGAUGGUUCGUGACUUUCAACAACGUCUCCUACAGCAAAAUAGGCUGCACAAACAGACUAUUGAAGCAGCUAGAAAGCAGCUACAGGAGUAUCAGAAUACACUGAAGCACAGAUACUUGUCUCCUUCUGCAACACCUUCAAGCUCAAUGGAAACAAAAUCAAUUAAUUUAAAGCCUGUCUCAGAACCACUCCUACAGAGGCAAAGAGUGCCGCCAACACAGUACCAGGCAUUGGAACAAGUUAAUGCCCAAGAAUAUGCGCGGUCAUUACCAGCACUUUCAGGAACAUUGCAUGUGUUGGAAAAACCAUCUUCACGGAAACAAGAAGAGCAAACACAUAAUAUUUGUCCUGGCAAACCUGUGCAGUUUCCAGAAGCAUCAAAAUUGAAGCACAGAGAGUUUCACUUGCCGUGUUACUGUCCUUCACAGGAACAAGUGGGAAUGUUCAAAACCUCCAGUAAUCACAUCACAGAACCAUCUCAGUUCCAGUUGCCUCCAGGGUCAGUCACAAAAGAUGUCAGUGCAAUCAGAACACAACUAGAAGCACACCGACAACAACACGUUAGAUUUUUGUUGCCUGCAGAAGGUUCCUUGGAGUCUCCAGAAACAGUACACUUAAAAGAGUCUUCUCAGAAGAUACCUUAUCAUCAAACAGAGAUAGAAGCUGGAGAAGAGCCUCCACUUAAGAUACCCCUCAUACCAGCAACAAAGGGGUCUUGUAUAGUUCAGACAGCCUCAGUUGAUUCUUUGGCCUAUCAGCAGGGAUCUGUAGAGAGCACCAGCAAAACAAGCCCUGAAAAACCCUUCAGUCUUUCUCAGCCCAUGACUUUAGCGCAUGAAGAAUCUAAAGCCCAGAGUGUUGAGGAAUUCUUGAUAUCAAAAUCGGGAGAUGCAUCUUUGUUAAAUUACUCUAGUAUACUGAAUUUAAGGGACAGAGUGUUGGCCUCAUCAGAAAGCAUCCAAGCUCAGCAAAAGUAUUUGAAAGACUUGCAAGAGAAGCUAGAUGCACAAAGAGAAGCUCUUCUUUCCAGACAGAAAAUGCAAGAACAAGUACUUUUACAGAAGCAAGAUAAAUUGAAGGAACAGAUGCAGAGACAGCAAGAGGCUUUGAAAGAAUUUUUGAACAAGCAGGUGAGACAUAUAUGCUCAAAUGAAGAAAUCACAGAGGCACAAAAACCUGACUGGAUUAAUAGAACUGACUUUUUCAAAGUCUCAGAAAACUACCAGCAAGAAAACUGCAGCAGGAGUAAAUUUCAUGGAAGUGAAAUGAUUUCGCAGUGCAUUGGUCCAGUUGAGCAAACCGAAAAAUCUGAGAAAAUUCUCUGUAGAGAACAGAAAUGGAGAUCUUCCAAACCACCUGUGACAAGAGUCAAGUUAGGGCUUGGUUUGGAACAACAUGAACUUAGUAUUAUACCAGAGAUAGACACACCAAAGAGUUGCAACCUUUCUUUUGCAGAUAAAGCAGAUUAUGCUGGUGGAGAACCUUCCCCUGUUUCAACCAUUGGGGAAUUUGCUUAUGUGAAGUGCUACAGUCCCACUUUUUGCGAGGGCAGGUUACCCUUGAGCAUAACAAACUAUGAGGAACAAACCUCUAAUGGAAGUCCAAGGCAAACUAAACCAUCAGGGAGAUUAUUACAAGAGUUGCUGAUGAUGGCAGCUGAAACUUCAUAUGAUUCAGCCCAGUCCCAGGAUUCUCAAGUGUCUCAAGAUUCACCAGUGCUUGCUGCUGAAGUUGGAGAGGGAGUUAAAACAUAUUCUGGACCAUCAUUCACACUUGAUAAUACGGAAGUACUAGUUUCAGAGGCUUUCAUGCAAGGAAUACCCUGUGAUUUAACUUCAACAAUUUCCACUGGGAGCUUUUCAACUAGUGAAACGUUGGAUGCAAGCCCUGUUGGCCCUGGAUUGUCUUCUGAUGGUACAGAAGGUGGAAUUUUGAGAGAAACAACAAGCCGUCCUUUGAGCUCCUCGCUGUCUUUUACCUUGCAACAGAGGCAAGAGAAUUUGGCUGGAGUAUCUGAAACUCUGCUGUCUGAAGAAGACAUGCACCUUUAUAAAGAACGUCAGACACAGCAGGUCCUGGGGAAACAUACUGGGAACUUGAACUCAGAGGACAAUACAUGUUUCCAAGCUCUAGCAGCUGAGCUUUGUUUUCCAGAAAGAGAGAAACCUUUUCCAAACUUCCAUCACCAUCUCUUUCAGCCUCUGGAACCAACUGUUGACUUUGAUACAUCAUCAUCGUGUUCUCAAUAUGGAAUUUCACAAGACAGCAGAGAAUUUAGCGAGACUUCAAAAUUUUCAACAGAAAGUCCAGACAUGCUUACAUUUCUAGAAGUGGGAAACGCUGGUCUGAAUGUGCAAAGAAGCAGUCUGCCUUCUUAUCUUGAAACAAACAGGCAAAACAACAUUUCAUCAGAAGAGUCCAUUACAGAAAAUCUUACUCCAGGAUCUGAAGAAUCUUUUCACCCUCUUCAAUUAGAAUCUGCGCUGAGUGAUAUCUCUCAGAAUGCUGAUCAGCCAGUGGAUUGUAGGGCUGCAUUACAGAGAUCUUUUGAGCAAGCCCCUGGAACUGAAGAUGGGGGCCAUGAGAACUGUGUUUUACCUGCAAGAGAAUAUGAAGAACUGUCAAGAAGUAUGGAAGGUAUUAGCCUCCAGUGUUCAGUGGAAGGUCUGCGAAAUGAAAGUCUGAUUCCACUGGAAGAUCAAAAAUCACUUUAUCAAGUAGAUACCACGCCAGUUACAAUGGAUGAAACUUGUUCUCCACACUUAUUAAAAGAGACUGUGUCUUCAGAAAAAUUACCUUUGGAGGAAUUUGAUAAGAAGCAUGUGAAGCUUCCUGAAAAAUCAGUUCCUGUACAUGAAGUAAAUAAUGCUGUGGAGCUGAAUUCUCAGUGCAAUAUGAAUAUAAAGGAGCCAGAGCAAAGCUUUCCAGAAGGACAGGAAUGUUUGAGGGUUCUCAGAGAAACCAGCUUGGAAGACUCAGACAUCCAUUUGCAUGCUGUUGUACAACAAAACAGUUUUUUCCUGGAAAGACAUGAGAAACAUUCUCGUUCUGUGCCCAGAAGCUCAUGUAUUCCAGUCUGGGAGACUGAGUCAGGGCGUGGUAUUAUGGAAGAACCAGAACUCACUCUGAUAAGCUCAAAUGACAUCAGUACUGCAGAAUCGGACAUUGAACAUAUUAACCAACAGAAAAUUGAGGAUAAAAUCAAUAACCCAACCUGUGUGGGUCAGUCUGAAUGUAAUGUUUUUCCUGAGGAGAGAGAACUUUUACCACUAGCUCCAGAUGCAGAUUAUUCAGCAUUCACAAGGCCUGACAGCUCUCCCAAAGCCCAGAGUCCCAACAACAGUCACUGUCCGUCACAUCGGACUGCAGUGAUGCUGCUGGAGUUUGCAGCUACAUCUGGAAGUUUGCAAAAAUCCUUUUUAAAAAGAAAGCAGAACUUCAUCCAGGAAUCUCUGAAAAGAGUAGAAGAAAUAAAAAAGAGAGAGAGAGAAAAUGAAAAGCCGGAAGCCAGAAAGCUUCGAGGAGGAAAGUCUAAGGAGUUAAGAAGCAGACAAAAGGAGUUUUGUCUUCUCUCUGGAAAAAAUGGUGCAGUUGCCAGUCAGUUGAAAAAAGUAGGAGAAGUGAGAGUAUCUUCUCCAGAGGACAGGAAGGCCGGAGAAAUUGAAAUGCACCAGCGUACAUCCAGACUUUAUAAUCAACUCGAAGAAGUAAAAAUCAGACAGGAAGAAAAAACAAGGCAAGAAACUUAUGCUAAAAACAGAGAAAAAGCUAAAGAGUUUCAAAAGAAAAUGCUGGAAAAACUACGAGCCAAGAAGUCUUGGAAAGCACUGUGACAGGCAGCAGACUUUGAGCAAAAGCCUCGCUAUGGUAUUGGUACAACCCAGACAAUGUUUAAUUGCAAAGCCAUUAGGAAUCCUCAGCUUUAAGCUGUAGGAAAACAGUGAUUAACCCAAACCCCCUGUACUACCCUCCUGUUUAGGGAAAUCACUACAGAAGCAGAUGGCCUGCUGCUUUCAACAUGGUUUGUCUCAGAGUAGACGGGAAUGAAAGGCCUUUCUAGAUAUGCAUUUAUGUUUUAAAGGGAGAUACUAACUUUUGUAAUAUACAUGUAUAAAACAUUUUCAAAUAAAGUUGCGUUUUAAAGAUGACUUGAAUCAUUUUGAGGCAAGACAUUUCUGUAACGCUGGAGUUUUUAUCAGUUCUUUGCACUAUGAUUUAAGAAGUGUGGGUUCCUGUACACAUGCAGUACGUCUUUCAAGCACUUGAAGAGAAUAAAAAUCUUACUGUUGCUACUUCCA
This is a messenger RNA of Pipra filicauda (Wire-tailed manakin), 6257 nucleotides long. It is a transcript of the gene CEP295, whose product is annotated as centrosomal protein 295. NCBI's taxonomy places the organism in Eukaryota, Metazoa, Chordata, Aves, Passeriformes, Pipridae. Gene Ontology annotation, biological process: regulation of centriole replication. The record is from RefSeq and is a predicted model, not a curated record. Gene Ontology annotation, cellular component: centriole; centrosome; cytosol. The transcript is spliced from 29 exons. The coding region runs from base 189 to 5792 and encodes 1867 amino acids.